Capsella rubella is the source of this 634-nucleotide messenger RNA. Its product is annotated as glutaredoxin-C2. Gene Ontology annotation, molecular function: glutathione disulfide oxidoreductase activity. The transcript has 4 exons. Gene Ontology annotation, cellular component: cytoplasm. The record is from RefSeq and is a predicted model, not a curated record. NCBI's taxonomy places the organism in Eukaryota, Viridiplantae, Streptophyta, Magnoliopsida, Brassicales, Brassicaceae. The coding region runs from base 125 to 460 and encodes 111 amino acids. Gene Ontology annotation, biological process: cellular response to oxidative stress.
UAUUGCGUUUGCCUUUUAUAAAGCCGAGUGAUUCGCUUCUCUUCUCUGAUACUUUUUAGUUUCCUUCUCCACUCGAAGCUCAGAUCGAUAACAAAAACUUAACAAUUUCUCAAUCUCGACGAAGAUGGCGAUGCAGAAGGCUAAGGAGAUCGUUAACAGUGACUCAGUCGUCGUUUUCAGCAAGACUUUUUGUCCGUACUGUGUGAGAGUGAAGGAGCUUUUGCAACAGUUGGGAGCUAAGUUCAAGGCUGUUGAGCUCGACACUGAAAGUGAUGGUAGCCAAAUUCAAUCAGCUCUUGCAGAAUGGACAGGACAGCGCACCGUGCCUAAUGUGUUUAUAGGAGGAAACCACAUUGGUGGCUGUGAUGCAACAUCAAACUUGCAUAAAGACGGGAAGUUGGUUCCGCUGUUAACUGAAGCUGGAGCUAUCGCUGGAAAGACCGCAACAACCUCUGCUUAAGAAGCACAUCCUUAUGUGAUUGCUUCAUCAGGAAUAAAAAAGGUUUGAGUCAGCAAUAAGAAGUUGUUUCGUUGUAGUCAAGUUAAGAAAUAUUCUGGAAUGUUAUAAGAUUGUGGUUAUGUUGAAGUCCAGUUUGAACUUCUGAUAUAUAUUAUGUUAAUCAUCUUCUGGAUA